Boeremia exigua is the source of this 1356-nucleotide messenger RNA. RefSeq lists its product as uncharacterized. The record is from RefSeq and is a predicted model, not a curated record. NCBI's taxonomy places the organism in Eukaryota, Fungi, Ascomycota, Dothideomycetes, Pleosporales, Didymellaceae. The transcript is spliced from 2 exons. Bases 178 to 1113 code for a protein of 311 amino acids.
CUGAAUCCUUCAUGCUUUGAUUCGAGAUCUCACACAUCUACAUCCUUGUGACUGCUUCGCUUGUCUCGCAGACCACUCAAUUGAGCGUUAUUCAGACCUCGGUUCAUCCCAACAGUCAUCUCAACAUCGCUCGGUACUCACAUCCCUAUUUUACAUCACAAUAAUACAAUUUUCGACAUGGCACUCUUUGAACCCAAUAGCGAGAGCUUGAGUAUCCUCAAGUCAACGCCCAAAACUAUUGUCAUCACGGGAGGUUCUUCCGGAAUCGGUCUGGCAACAGCGCAGCUCCUGUCGGCCUUGAACCCCCAACACAACCUCGUUCUGAUCGAUCUUAAUCCGCCGCCUCAAACUUUCAAACAUGAAAAGUCACGUCUCCUGGUCCAUACCUGCAACAUCAAAUCAUGGACCUCGCAGCGCGCCGGCUUCGAAGCCGCCCACGCACGCUUCGGACGAAUCGAUUGCGUGUUUGUUAAUGCCGGCAUCGCGGAGCACGGCGAGCAGUUCUUCACAGACGAGCUAGACGGUGAUGGAAAGCUGAAAGAACCAGACCGCAGGGUGUUGAACAUUGAUGUGGAUGCUGCUAGUGACACCACCAAGCUUGCGAUCCACUAUCUGAAGAAAAACCAGGACGGUGGUGAGAUUGUCCUAACGGCAAGUCUUGCGGGAUAUUUGGCGAGCGCGGGGGCGCCGUUGUAUAGCGCUGCUAAACAUGCAAUUGUGGGUCUCAUGCGCGCACUCAAGCAGGAAUGCGCUAAAUUGAGCAUUUCCAUCUCUGUGAUCGCCCCAGGUAUCACGGUGACACCCAUCUUGACAGGCAAUAACAGGCGCCUCGGUGCCUCGCCAGAUGUCUAUGCAAAGGAGAUGGCCGCUAAAGGUGUACCGAUUAACACCCCGGAGAGUAUUGCAUUAGCAGUAUGCUGGUUGUUCAAUGAGCAGAGCAAAGCCAAUGGUGCCGGGUUGCUGAUCCAAGGAAACAAGUUUGCGGAUCUAGAGAAGGGUCUUGCGAAGAAUCGAGAGCAAUGGAUGGGUAAGGAGAUGCUAGGUCUUUUCAGGGGAGGAAGGUCAGCGCCAUUGUUCGACCGACUGAGUGCGGACGUAAAGGCGAAGAUUUGAGACGAAGAGAGCAGAGCAGGACUCUCGAUAACGCAUGUGCUUUUGGAAUUUCGCUUUGUCGCUUUGCGGUCGAGCUUUAUCGAUAUCAAUUGUCGCAACGGAACUGCACUGAAUUGGCCAAACUCGAGGCUCUCCGCUCACAACAGAAACUGCUCUGUAAUGUGAUUAAAGACACUGGGCUAUAUCAUCUCAAUAUUUGAGCAGAGUCGGCUGUGACCAAAUGUAUACUAUGAUCUGUGCUAC